Molecule: messenger RNA, 3718 nt
Organism: Cryptomeria japonica (Japanese cedar)
Lineage: Eukaryota; Viridiplantae; Streptophyta; Pinopsida; Cupressales; Cupressaceae
Exons: 4
Coding region: 668-3445 (925 amino acids)
Source: RefSeq, a predicted model, not a curated record
UUCACUUGUUUUCUCAUGUUUGGCCUUUUUAACUUCUUGAAAGAGAUUGCGAUGCAAGUUGGGCUAUGUCUAAUUGCGCUCACAUGCUCAGAUAACGUCCGUAGGAGGACUUUUUGUUCUGAAAAUUUAGUGCCCAUGAUUCGAUAAAAUAGCAAUACUCAAAUGUUGAAAGCGAAGAAAAAUUACAGUUUCCAAUAUGAAAUGGAGCAUCGGCACAAGCGUAGGCCUUGGCCUAUUCCACGCCUUCAUGAACGGCUUUUGGUUUUGUCACAGGGAAGGAUUUCUUGCACUUCGAGGGAUUGCGGGGCUGAGAGCGUAGGAGACAUUGUAAGUGACGUCUGUCUGCAUAAUUUUUUAAGUGUUUUGCCAACUGUUCGGGCCUUAGAAAUUGCACAUUUCUUAUAAGAUCCCAGCAUUCGUCUUCAAAGUUUGCGGGUGACCAGUGGGGAAAUCAGAGCAAAAGUAUAAACUUUUCUUUUGAUUUACCUCGGCACCUGCAUUUGUUUGGAAAUUGAAUUUCUGCAGUCGAAGGUCUUCCUUUGAAGUUUGACUGAUUUGGGGAUUGGAUUCGACCGCAUUGGGGACGACAUAUCAAAUUGAUUUUGAUUUGGCAUGUGAUUCACCUCAAAUUCAAUCUAACAUCAAGACUUAAUGUGCGCAUAUUGAGAUGGGGUUUGGAAGCAAUCCAAAUAUGAGGAGCGCUGAAUAUCUGGAAGGGAUUCUUCCUGACUAUGUAGGAAUUAAAGGAAGAAUAAGGCCAAGUAAGACUGCUUCGACACGUUUGGGUACAUGCCUAACAUGCUUGCAAUUUUCCAUUGCCAUCUAUGCAACUUUUCUUCUCUACAUCAUGACCCCUACAUUGGAUUUAAGGACAAUGGAUCUGAAGCCUAGUACACAUGUUGCUGAGCACUGGAGAGAAUUUAUUACAAAUCCCCUGUCUCACAAUCCUGGCAAUGAAAGCUCCAUUGCCAAUGCAGGAUCUGUUUUUAAAUAUGAGGUUUGUGAGCAUCAAAAUAUUAAUUUUUCACAGAAAAUAUCAAAUGAUCAAAGGAUGAUAAGCAUCAAAAGAGAACUCUACAAUGAGAUUGUAAUUUUCCAGAAUAGGACAUUUGGAACUGAAACUUUGGAGGAGCUAAUGAGAUUGCCUUCUGCAUGGAAUUCCUCUUCAAAACCUCCAAAAAUAAUAGUAAUUUUGAACCAUUUCCAGAGGAAAACUCUCUGUGCGCAGCUUGAUUCACUUCUGCAUCAAACUAUUCCAUUCCACAGGAUUUGGGUUCUUGCAUUUGGUAGCCCAAAUGAAAAUUCCCUGAAAAGCAUUGUGGAGACUUACAAUGAUUCAAGGAUUAGUUUUGUGAGUUCAAGCUAUGAUUAUAAAUACUAUGGAAGGUUUCAACUUGCAUUACAAUCAGAAGAAUCUGAUUUUGUGUAUGUUUUGGAUGAUGAUAUGAUACCUGGAAGGAAAAUGCUACAGAUUUUGGGACAUGUUGCAGGAACCAAGAAAUAUAGAAAUGCUGUUUUGGGUAGUAUUGGAAGGAUAUUACCCUUUAGACAGAAGGAUUUUACUUUUCCAAGCUAUAGAAAGUACGGUUCCAAAGAAGCAGGCCUGUAUUUGCCUGACCCAGCAUAUGGAAUUAUUGUUGACAAGAUUGUUCGGGUGGAUUUUCUGUCAAGUUCUUGGUUUUUACCCACAGAUCUGCUCAAGACAUUGUUUACUGAGAGUCCUAUCACAUUUGCAACAGGGGAAGAUCUACAUUUAAGCUACCAGCUUCAAAAGUACAGAAAUGCUGGUUCUUUUGUUCUUCCUACAAAUCCAGAGGAUAAAGAAACAUGGGGAGACAGUGAGCACAGACUUGCAUAUGUCUCCGAGACAACUGUAAUUCAUAAGGAUAUAGUGCAAAUUCGAGAUGAUCAAUGGUGGAGAGUAUUUUCUCGUGGUUAUGUCACACAAUGGGCUGCAAUGUAUCCUCAAAAAAUAGAUGCAUUAUUCUUUGCUCAUUCUGUAAGUGAGGUUGUGGCAUUGCGUCCGCUUUUUGAAAAAUUUCAAUCUGUUCAAGGAAAGAAAGCUUACAUUGUUGUCUCAGGAGGGUCACAUUGUCCAUGUGAAGAGGCUGCUUUAGCUCUAGGAUGGCCAAAACCAGUGUGCCAUGAAAGGCGUUUCAAAAUCUUUGAUUUGGAACUUGAUUCCGUUUCAAAAGCAUCACACUCUGAGGUUUCUCUUGUCCAAUCAGUUUAUUCAAGCAUGAAAGGGCUUCUGACAAUUCAUAAUCCUUCUCUGGUAAUCACAGUAUCUGACAUUGAUGUGAAUGUUAGGGAUGGACUGAAACUGGCUGUCUCAAGCAAUGAAAAUACUUCUUUGACCCAUUUACCAAGAUCUGCUGUGCCUAAAGUUCUCUGGAUAACAGAUCUAAAGUCUUCUGUUCUGCCAAAUUGGAAUCGAAUGAGAAUUUCUGUGAAUAUCAUUACACAAAAUAGGCCUUCAUCUCUUCAGAGGCUCCUCAAAUCUAUCUCUCAUGCCUAUUACCUUGGAGAUGAAAUAUUUCUGACUUUCAACAUGGACAGUAAAGUUGACGAAGAGACAUUGAAAAUUGUGAACAGUUUCAAAUGGCCUCAUGGUCCAAAACAUUUUAGACGAAGAAUCAUUCAAGGUGGUCUCAUUCGAGCUGUUAGUGAGAGUUGGUUCCCCACUUCUGAUGAUGAUUUUGGCUUGUUACUUGAAGAUGACAUUGAGGUUUCUCCAUACUACUAUUUAUGGAUGAAGUAUGCUGUUCUAGCCUACCAUUAUGAUCCUGAAGUUCAUCUUCCUGAACUCAAUUCUAUUGCCCUCUAUACUCCUCGGUUAGUUGAGGUUGUCAAGGAGAGGCCCAAGUGGAAUGCCACCGAUUUCUUCAAGGAGAUUCACCCCAACAUUCCAUACUUGCAUCAAUUGCCUUGCAGUUGGGGAGCUCUUUUCUUUCCUAAGCAUUGGAGAGAAUUUUACACAUACAUGGGCACACGAUACACGGCAGAUGCCAAAAACAAUUCUGUCCAAAUACCAAAGUCAAGAACCAAUGGUUGGCAAGCAUCUUGGAAGAAAUUUCUAAUUGACAUGAUGUAUCUAAGAGGCUACGUCACUUUGUAUCCCAAUUUUCCUAACCAAGCGAGUUUCUCUACAAACCACAUGGAGCCAGGUGCCCACAUUAAUGCAUCAAAUAAUGCUUUGAAGCACAAAAAAGAGGAUUUUGAGGUGCCUUUGUUACAGGAAGAUUUCAUGACUCUCUUGCCAAAUGGAAAGCUACCCUCUAUGUCUAAGCUACCGGUUCUCAAUUUGUUCAAUCGGCCAGUUAGUUUAAAGGGUCUAAAGUCUGCUGGGGCAAAGCUUCAUCAGGAUGUGAUUCUAUGCAAUGCUACAGAAGUUGUGAUUGUAGAUAAUGAUACCGGCCUGCCUUUACGUUGUGCCAAGUUUUGAUUUUUCAUUCAUCCCGGACAAAAGCUUCCAGUUGAAUUUCAGUUUCUCCCAUAAUGCUUCUCGUAGUAUCAUUUUAAUACAGAUGCAUGAUCAAAAGGUCUUCAAGGCGAACUAUAGUUUCCUACAAUAAGCCUAACCUGCUAAAAAAUGCAGGAAAGAUAUUGUUUGUACUAUUUUUAUAAAGGAUGAAUGAAAGUUGUCAGAUUCAUUACUACCUGCAAUAGUACACAAAGAAUUUGGACACAAGGAGAAACUAAUGCAAUUUUUUUUUUA